This is a messenger RNA of Pygocentrus nattereri (red-bellied piranha), 3023 nucleotides long. RefSeq names its product mediator of cell motility 1 (gene memo1). The record is from RefSeq and is a predicted model, not a curated record. The transcript is spliced from 9 exons. NCBI's taxonomy places the organism in Eukaryota, Metazoa, Chordata, Actinopteri, Characiformes, Serrasalmidae. The coding region runs from base 309 to 1202 and encodes 297 amino acids.
CCGAGUUAUGACAAACCGACCCAUCAGGAUACUAACUUGGCAGCCCGCGGAUGAACUGAUCCGAGCUUUGUUCUUCAGAGACAGGCAUUCUAUCGAGCGCUUUUGCGAGUUUCCUUGUGCCACUGUUUUUUUUAAGUAUAUGGUUAAACAACUUUUAAUCUUUUCUCAGUCUCUGCGCAGGCAGCUUCGUUCAGGCUACUUCUACUUUCAGUGCUAGCAGCUUUGCCAUUGUUCCCCAGUGUUAUUGGGUUUCUUCCCCCCACCGAUCAGAUUUUCAUUUGACCAAGAUAGGCGGCUCGGGUACCAAGAUGUCGAACCGAAUGGUGUGCAGAGAAGCAAGUCACGCCGGCAGCUGGUACACUGCCUCAGGAUCCCAGCUGAAUGCACAGCUGGAAGGCUGGUUAUCUCAAGCACAAUCGACAGCAGGACCCGCUAGAGCCAUUAUAGCACCUCAUGCCGGUUACACCUAUUGCGGUGCUUGUGCAGCACAUGCCUACAAGCAAGUGGACCCCUCUAUUACUCGGAGGGUGUUCAUUCUUGGACCCUCGCACCACGUGCCCCUGUCUCGAUGUGCUCUCUCUCCUGCUGAGGUCUACAGAACACCACUGUAUGACCUGAGGAUUGACCAAAAGGUUUAUGCUGACCUGUGGAAAACGGGCAUGUUUGAGAGAAUGACUUUGCAAACAGAUGAAGAUGAGCACAGCAUUGAGAUGCACCUGCCUUACACUGCCAAAGCCAUGGAGAGCUAUAAAGAGGAGUUCAGCAUUGUUCCUGUGCUGGUGGGAGCUCUAAGUGAGUCUAAAGAACAGGAAUAUGGCAAGCUGCUCAGCAAAUACUUGGCUGAUCCUUCCAACCUGUUUAUCAUCUCAUCAGACUUUUGCCACUGGGGACAACGAUUCCGCUACACCUACUAUGAUGAAAAUCAAGGCGAGAUCUAUAGAUCUAUUGAACAUCUUGACAAGAUGGGUAUGGGAAUUAUAGAACAGUUGGACCCCGUCUCCUUUAGUAACUACUUGAAGAAAUAUCACAAUACUAUUUGUGGUCGACACCCAAUUGGUGUUCUUUUGAAUGCUGUGGCAGAGCUGAAGAAGAAUGGGCUAGACAUGAACUUCUCUUUUCUAAACUAUGCUCAGUCCAGUCAGUGCCGAAACUGGUCGGAUAGCUCAGUGAGUUACGCUGCUGGAGCUCUUGUUGUUCAUUGAGGUGAAUUCUCCCAGGAGCCAGUUCCAGGGUUCCUUUGAAGACCCCCAGAAAAAAAACACCCCCCCCACCACCUCACCCCCCCCUCUAUUCUAGAAAGCCCCCCAGCCUAGUACCUUUCUUCUUUCUGACAUCUGCUCCUUUGAAGAAUGGACCUUAUAUUUACAGAGAUGAGCUGUAACGCAUUAGAUACUAACCCUCAUUUUCCAACGUUACUGUUCUUUCUUUUUUUUACUCCCCUGUCUCACAACUAAGACAACGUGGUUGCUAUAGCUUUGAAGUGUUGUCACAGCUCAAGCUGCUGUGGAGUGGAAGAAGGGGUUGUUUUUUUUAUUUUUUUUUUUUUUUUUUUUUUAUUUUUUUUUUUUAAAUAGGUUUUUCUUUCGUUUUUUUAGGCUUUCCUCUAAUUGGUUUUUGAAGGGUGAUGGAAUCUGCUGUUGGCCCUACGAUCACUUCAGGUGUCCUUAGAGCUUAUAAAUCUUAACGCAAGAAAGUAUAUUCCAGUUAAAGUUAAAAUGAAUGAAAAAAUGUAUAUUCACCAUAUUUACACGAUAAUUUUUGCAGGUCUGUGCACAUGUAACCUAGCUUCAGUUUAAAGAAAAAAAAUUAUAUAGCGUUACAGAACUGAAGUAAAGUAAUAAGGGACAGAUUACUGCUUGCUAUGUCCAUGUAUGCCCUGAGAAUGACAGUGAUUGGUAACUACUGCCAUUAUUCUUCAUAUAACUGUUUUAGUUGUUAACAAAGUGCUACACAAUUUCAAGUCCUCUCACCCUCUGCUGUACAAUAUAUACCAAAAAAGUAUUUUUUUUUUUUAGUUAGUCUUUCAGUUUUUAUUUUCUACCUUUUUGUUUCCUUUUGUUGUGACUAUUAUGAUUAUUACUACUAUUAUUUAGCUAUUUUUCUUAGGUUUUAUUUUUUUUAACAUCGAUCUACUACAGAUUGGUAACCCAUUAAAAUAGGUGAAGUUUCUUGGAUGCCCAAGGCAUGUUUUUUGCUGGUCAGUUGGCUUACUGUCCAUAUUAACAGAAAAAAAAGCUCAGAGAAGCUUAUUUUUCCCUUCAAGAUUUCUAUGGACAGAGAGAUGUUCUCUCUGCUUGUUGGCAUGCUUAGUCACGCAUGCUAGCAACAGCAAUGUUGCAGUAGUUCUGAUGUUAAUCAUUAACAAGGAAACUUCUGAGAAGCAGGUUUCAGUAAUGCCACCCCUCCCCCCACACACACCCAUGAGCACAAUGCAGCAAGACACCUUAACCUCAGUGCAUCUGGCAGGUGCAAUCUCAGCCUUGCCUGGGUUGAUCAUCAGACCUGACCUUCAGCCGGAAAACAGUUCAGGCUGGUCAUACCAUGCAGAUGUGCCUUGGGUUUAUGUCGUAUGUUCUGAGUAAGGAGACUCACUCUCUUUUUCUCCUGCUCUAUGCUUUGCACCUACUCAGUCCCACUGUUCAACCCAGAGACAAAAAGACUCACCUUGGUCUGUGCUCAUGGAUAUUCACUGCAGAUCCCAUUCUUAUGAAAGCAGAGGGAAGGAUCUGUCUGCCCCCGAAGUUCCAGCACAAGUACUUAUUCUGAAGAAUAUAAUUGUUGUGUACUGUUGGUAUAGUUAUUUUUUUUGUUUUAGUUUAUGCCUUUUGAUUAUGCCUGGAGUUUUAACACGAUUCACACAUUGUCAUAAACCUAUGGAGGAUUAACUGAAACGCUCCUGAGUGGAGUUAUUUUUUGAAUCUCAGGUUACAUUGAUGAAGCAUUAAUGAGUGCUUGCCAGGAAUGGAAGGAGUUCAUGACUGAUGUUCAAAAAAAAAAAAAAAAAAAAGUAAAAUGAUUGAAAA